Messenger RNA from Oncorhynchus tshawytscha (Chinook salmon), 7808 nucleotides. RefSeq names its product mitogen-activated protein kinase binding protein 1 (gene mapkbp1). The transcript is spliced from 29 exons. The coding region runs from base 850 to 6813 and encodes 1987 amino acids. Lineage: Eukaryota; Metazoa; Chordata; Actinopteri; Salmoniformes; Salmonidae. The record is from RefSeq and is a predicted model, not a curated record. Gene Ontology annotation, molecular function: protein binding.
UGACUGUCAAAUGUUGACGCUUGCUACGAGGCGAGACUGAGGUCUGCCCUGACAGUCCUGCCCAAAACUUCUUCAUCAACGGGAAAGUAAAAUACAGAUAUAAGUGUCGCAAGCGGUUGUCAUUCAACCCUGCAUGGAAUAAACAGAAAAAGAUUGAUAGAAGCGGCAAGGUAGCUAGCUAGCUGGCAUGUCACUGACCGUGCUUGGGGGCUAUGCACAACGUUAGCUUACAGUACCUAGCUAGCUUGCUAACGUUGUUGAAUGGCAUGCUAGUAGGCAAUAGCACUGGGCAUAUUCUUCUUUAGCAUGUGGUUUAGCUAACGGCAGUAUCUUUCUUGCCCAAUGUGGGGACGAAAGAGACAGCUGGGACAUUGGCAGAAAGCUUGGCUAGCUGCAGUAGCUAACCAAGAACUGGUAUUGUGCCGCAGAUCCAGUUUCACCAAUGGCAGUUCUCAUCGCGGAGGACGCAAUGACACCAGACGAGGAGCCGCGGGGUGACUGACAGUCUUCAGGAACCCGACCAUCGAAGUAGCUAGCUACUACUGCUGACAAUCUGGGAACAUGGACAAUUUUUCCAAAUGCAUCCAGAGAAAUAUCUCUCCCAGUGGAUCAGAAUGUAAUGCAAGAAGGACGGAUCAUGUAGAAAAGCUUUCCAGGCAGACCAGGGCAUGUAAUGAACGGGAACCGCACACAUCAUGCCAACAUAACACGCAACGCAUUGAACCAGAAGGAAGCAUGACAGCAAAUUAACGUUUAUUUUAUCUUUGUAUUUAUUUUGCUGAACAACAUUUGGUUUAGUCUGGCUAUCACCACUGGUUCCCAGAUUUCAUGUAGUAGUUCUAUCAACCGAUGUCUGAGAUCAGUCAGAAUUUAGAUUUCAUGAUGACGGUGGAGGGUUCCACAAUAAAGAGUCGGAUCAAAAAUCUUCUCCGCUCGCCAUCUAUCAAAUUGAGAAGGAAUAAAGAUCGGAACCAUAAAGAGAAUCUCAGUAACAAGGUCACAUUAGAGAAGGUACUGGGGAUCACAGCAUUUGGGAACCGUGCUUUGGCCUGCGACCCUCGCUCCGGACUAGUGGCCUACCCAGCUGGAUGUGUGGUGGUGCUGCUGAACCCCAAGAAGAACAAACAGCAUCACAUCCUCAACAGCUCCAGGAAAACCAUCACCACUCUGUCAUUUUCCCCUGAUGGCAAAUAUGUGGUCACAGGAGAGAGUGGGCACAUGCCUGCUGUGCGGGUGUGGGACGUUGCAGAGCGGACUCAGGUGGCCGAGCUACAGGAGCAUAAGUACGGCAUCUCCUGCGUGGCCUUCAGCCCUAACAGCAAGUACAUCGUCAGCGUGGGAUACCAGCAUGACAUGAUCGUCAAUGUCUGGGCCUGGAAGAAAAACAUUGUGGUGGCAGCCAACAAAGUCUCCAGUAAAGUGACGGCCGUGUCCUUCUCAGACGACAGCUCCUACUUUGUCACGGCAGGGAACAGGCACGUCAAGUUCUGGUACCUGGAUCACACCAAAUCCUCCAAGGUGAACGCCACAGUUCCUCUGCUGGGUCGCUCAGGGCUCCUGGGAGAGUUGAGGAACAACUUCUUCUCUGACGUGGCAUGUGGGAAGGGUCGUAAAGCUGGCAGCACCUUCUGCAUCACUUCCUCAGGCCUGCUCUGCGAGUUCAAUGAGAAACGCCUGCUGGACAAAUGGGUGGAGCUAAGGACAUCUCAGGCCACGUCUCUGUCUGUGACAGAGGAGCUGAUCUUCUGUGGCUGUGCAGACGGCACUGUGAGGGUCUUCAGCCCUGUCAACCUGCACUUCAUCUGUACCCUGCCACGCCCACACUGCCUGGGAACAGACAUCGCCACCGUGGUGGAGGCUAGCCACCUCUUCAGCCACAAGAUGGACGCCCGGUACCCUGACACAGUGGCUGUAUCAUAUGACCCUGCGAGCCGCUGGCUGUCCUGUGUCUACAAUGACCACAGCCUGUACGUGUGGGACGUACGGGACCUCAGGAAAGUGGGCAAGGUCUACUCCGCCCUCUACCACUCGGCUUGCGUGUGGAGCGUCGAGGUGUACCCGGACAGGGUAAGUGAUGGUGAGCAGCCCUGUCUGCCUCCAGGCUCCUUCCUCAGCUGCUCCUCAGACAACACCAUCCGUCUCUGGAACACUGACGGUCACAGCACCACCCUCAGCCGCAACGUCAUCAGCAACGACCUCCAGAAGAUCAUCUACAUGGACAACAACACGGCCGGCCUGCUGGACACAGAGUGCCUCAACUCGGGGAACGGAGAGAAGGCCGACCCCCAGACCUCAGAGACUAGGACGGGCAUCAGGACCAUGUGUGUGAGCCCCGACGGGCAGCACCUGGCGUCGGGCGACCGCACCGGCACCUUGAGAAUCCAUGAGCUGGUGAGCAUGGAGGAGAUUCUGAACGUUCAGGCCCACGACUCUGAGAUCCUUUGUCUGGAAUACUCCAAGCCUGAGACGGGUCUGAAGCUACUAGCCACAGCUAGUCGAGACCGUCUGAUCCAUGUGCUGGAUGCAGAGCAGGAGUACAGCCUGCUGCAGACGCUGGACGAACACUCCUCAUCCAUCACCGCCGUCCGAUUCGCUGCCAAUGACGGCAAGGUGAGGAUGAUCAGCUGUGGCGCUGACAAGAGCAUCUACUUCCGCACAGCGCAGAAGUCAGAUGAAGGAACAGUGUUUACCCGCACCCACCACAUCGUACGCAAGACGACGCUGUAUGACAUGGAUAUCGACCCCACCAGGAAGUACGCCGCUAUUGGUUGUCAAGACCGCAGCGUUAGAAUCUUCAACAUCAGUAACGGCAAACAGAAGAAACUGUACAAGGGCUCCCAAGGAGAGGAUGGCACUGUUAUCAAGGUUCAGACCGACCCCUCAGGACUGUAUGUGGCCACCAGCUGCUCAGACAAGAACAUCAGCAUCUUUGACUUCUACUCUGGAGAGUGUGUGGCCACCAUGUUCGGACACUCUGAGGUUGUGACUGGAAUGAAGUUCACCAAUGACUGCAAGCACAUGAUAACUGUGUCUGGUGACAGCUGCAUCUUUGUGUGGCGUCUGGCCCCGGAGCUCACCAUCGGUAUGAGACAGCGUCUGUCAGACCUCAAACAGAGUGGCAAGCCAGUUCAGAAGACACCACCUCACAAACCUUGCAAUCUCAGCACCAGGAGAGAGGUGCACAGAACCCCUCCCAUAGUCACCAUGUCCUCUGACAGCGACAAAGAGGUGGAGGAGGAGGAGGGGAUAGAGGAGGAGGAGGAGGAUGAGGAAGAGAUGAUCUCUCCUUACAUGGUGUCAGGCUGCAGUGCAGAGGAAGAGACAGACACCUCAGACGAAAAGCACAACUCUCUUAACUCUCACGGCAGAGAACUGAAAAGGGAGAGCUCUUUUGGCAGGCGUUCCUCCCAGGGCAAUCAUCACUGUGAGGAAAGGGGUCCCCGUCCGCGGCGCCGCUGGUCCAGAGGCAUGGUCAGCAUGGAGCUGAUGGUCAAGUCCAUGUUGGACCUCAGACAGCUGGAUUCCUUCGCCAUGCCCCCCUCCUCCCCCAACAAGACCAAGACCCAGCCUGAUGCUUUCAGAGACCCAUUCAGGGAGGACGAACUGGGCAGCACCAUCAGCCUGCAACCCCUUACUGCAUGGGGGGAUGAGUCUGAGCAGAGGUCCCAGCAGCGACCCCACUACAUCAUGUUCUCUCCACAGACCCCAGAGACAGGCUCAGUGCUCUACCCCGAGGGCUGUGAGGACAGGGUCAGCUUAGCUGGCAGUGAGUACCUAGUGAAAGAGCUACUGCCCGGGCCUGAGACCAGCAGGAGUGUGAAGGGGUGCCAGAACCACAGCCAGUGGAGCCAGGGCCACCAUGACAAACACAGCCCAGACAGCGCCUGCUCUGUGGACUACUCCAGCAGCAGACGGUCCAGCCCAGACAGCCAGCAGCAGCCUCCUGGAGAGAACUCUGAGCCCACAGAGCCUCUCAGUGUGGAUGGGAACUCCUCUGAAUUGGACAUGGAGGAACUGGAGGAGGAAGAGGAGAGGGGCGUAGGGAGGGGAGAGGCCAAGGGGACAAUAGUAGUACCUAAGACCCCUGACCAGGAGGCCUUCCUCAAACAGCACUUUGGCAACCUGGCUGAGCUUAAAAACCCAGUGAGCCCGACCAGAGUUGUCACCCCGGACAGUGUCAGCAUCUCCUCCAAGUUCCUGUCCCAAUGCUCUCCUGGAAGCAGGACGGCCUUUCCAUUCCCCUCGAAGAGCGGUGUUGAGGGGAAGGUAGCCAGUGGUGUGGUGAGGCCCCUGGUCUCUGAGGUGAGGCCCCUCAUGGAGCACAACCAGGGCCAGAGCCACAACCAGGGUCAGAGCCAAGGCCACAACCAAGGCCACAACCAGGGCCAGGACCAGAGCCAAGACCACAGCCAGGACCAGAGCCACAGCCACGACCAGAGCCACAGCCAGGGCCAGAGCCACAACCAGGACCAGAGCCACAACCAGGACCAGAGCCAAGGCCACAACCAGGACCAGAGCCACGACCACAGCCAGGGCCAGAGCCACAGCCAGGGCCAGAGCCACAGCCAGGACCAGAGCCACAGCCAGGACCAGAGCCAAGGCCACAGCCAGAGCCACAGCCAGGACCAGAGCCAAGAACACAGCCAGGACCAGAGCCACAGCCAGGGCCAGAGCCACAGCCAGGACCAGAGCCACAGCCAGAACCAGAGCCACAGCCAGGACCAGAGCCAAGGCCACAGCCAGGGCCAGAGCCACAGCCAGGGCCAGGGCCAGAUCCACAGCCAGGGCCAGAGCCACAACCAGGACCAGAGCCACAGCCAGAGCCACAGCCAGGGCCAGAGCCAACUCCACAGCCAAGGCCACAGCCAGAGCCACGACCAGGGCCAGAGCCACAGCCAGGGCCAGAGCCACAGCCAGGGCCAGAGCCACAACCAGGGCCAGAGCCACAACCAGGGCCAGAGCCACAGCCGGAGGAAGGGCUCAGAAGAAUCUCAGAAGGGCACUACCGCGAGACUAGAAGUAGUGGACACUAUGGAGAAGGGUCUGAAUCUCCGGGCCUCUCCUCUGAGGAAGAAGCUUUUUAACCCUGCAGUGGACUCCCGUAGGAUAGUCAGCCCUGUGGCCAAGGCUGCAGCAUCACACCUCACCUCUACAGGCAUGAGGAAGUCCCAGUCAGUCCAGAACCUGCACACUGAGGAAAUGCCUCUGAGCCUGUCUCGGCCCUCCAAGGAGGUAGCCCCUCAGCCCCAUCACUCCCAGUCUCAUCAAUCCCAGGCCAACGAGCGUCCAGUGACCCUCCCCACAACCCCCCGCCGCACCCUGCCCAGCGUGCCCCCCCUCUGCAGCCCCACCUCCCCACAACCCCGGGACAUCACCAGUAGCAGUCACGGCACUGCCCCCACGCCCAGGAGCAUCAAAUCCCGCUGCUCCUACAUGAGCCCCACCACCAGCUCCAUGGCCAAGAUGUCCCGCUCCAUGUCCAUGGGAGACAGCCUAAACGUGGCCGAGGAAGAGUCUGAGUCUACAGAGUCACGCAGGGGGUCCAGCUCUGACACGUCAAACGCUCCCACCAAGAGCCGGAGCUGCUCCUCCCAGAGCUCCCAGAGUCUUAGUACUAAACCGUCUACCCCCGUGGCCGUUGUCUCUUCCACCUUAUCCUCCUCCUCCCCUUUGGCGUUGGGUUUAGCCAUGCCCCAGGCUGCAGUUAUCCCCACCCUCAUCACUAGCUCUCCAAGCAACUCCAACCCCAGCCCAACCACCAAGAGUCUGCAGGCUAAGCUGAUGUGCAGCACCCGGCCCCAGCUCAACCUGGACAUCUCCAAGCCCCUCCCAGACAAGCCCUCCCUGGCGGCCUUCACUCCGAACAGUACCUCCAAGACCGCCGCCUCCUCCAAAACUGUCAAAGAGGACACCAACCUCUCUUCCAGAUCUCCAGUCAGCUUGUUACCUCACCAGGGCCAGACUCAUCCAGUGCUCACCAACAAAGUCCAGCUAGUCACUGCACUGUCCCUCUCCCCAGCCGCUCCUGUGGAGACUAGCCCAGCUCGGAGUCCUGAGGCAGAGCAGCGGUUUCUCACCACGGAGCUGCGUCCUGAGGCCCCCGUGUUAGACAACAGGCUAGAACAGCCAAAGAUGGAGGAGAGCCAGGGCCUGACUCAGGAGAAGAGUCCCGCGAUGGAGGUGUCUCUACAGGGCAGUCCCGUAUACCUGCUGUCAUCUGGAGGUCCCGGCCAGGACCGUGCAGGUUUGCUCCAGCGAUCUCCCUCCUUCAUCCUGUCAUCUCUGCGUCUGGGCAUGCCCCUGGCCAACACCAAGCACUUUUUUACUACUGGUGCCGUGUGGCCUACCGUCUCAGUCUCCACCCCCAUAUACUCUGCACCUUCACCCUGUCCUCCGUCACUUAAUCAUUUCCUCCUGACGGACGGUUCUCUCAGUAUGGAGUCGUGCAGGGUGGUGGCCAGCGAUCUACAGAACACCUUUAGGAAGGCCUCCCAGCUCUACAGAAUGGUGAACAGUGUGCCUGUAGACUCCAGGCAGGAGCACCAUGAGAUGGCCCAGGUCCUGUCUGAGGCCUUUGAGGUGGUGAGGGCCGAGCUGAGCUCCCUGCCCCAGAGCUCACCCCCAUCCCCCUCUGGAGGACCUGCAGCAGGAGGCUCCCUGUGUACAGUGGGCUGCCGGCCCGUAGGACCAGUAGAACCAGGGACGGGGAGAUUAGCCUCAGGGGAGGAGAGGACUCUGGCUCUGCUGGAGCAGUACUCUGAGCUCCUCCUUCAAGCCGUGGAGAAGAGGCUGGACAACAAGCAGCUCUCCUAAAUACUCCUCUUCUUUCACACCCUUCCUUGAAGACUGAACCAACCAACCCUCUUGCAAAUGUAGGAUCGUAAGCCAUUGUGCAAGGAUAUCUGCAGACUACAGUACUUCUUUUUAUUUCAUUUCUUUCUCGACACGUUUUUAAAAUGAACAGAUUAAAAUAUUCCUGAAGGAUGCCUGUACAUAUUUUUUAGAAGUUCUUUUUUCUUUUUAAGCACUACUCUCUCUUUCUCUCUGCUGCACCCUCUGGGUGGUCCCCUCUAUCCCUGUCAGAUCUCUGUAGGCCUAGGAGGGUUUGGGAGGGUUGUACUCAGCACAAUGGCCCACAGAUACUGAUACUGUAGGGAGACUCCUCAGGAUGAUCAAUGCCUCAGCAUUCAUUCCCAGUGUGGCUGACCUGCACUACAGACCGUCAUUCAUCACCCUUCCUCCCUCUAAUAUAUUGUGUGCUACCUACAGUACCUACCAGACACCUGCACUCUCACGACCACUGGUUUUGUUUACCCCUGUUGCCAAAUAUUGUGCCCUGCUACUUUGUUUUAAUGAAGUUGUUGUUAUGGAAAUGCCGGAUGCCCUAGAGUUGCUGCGUUGGCGUAGCGUAGUUUUGCGGGCCCCUCUUGCAAGGUGUCCCCACAGAAAGAAAAAUGUGCAGUUUUGUAGCUUAUCUCAUGCUCUUUGACACAUAUUGCCAUGAGGCUGAGAGAAAAUGUUGAUGUUUUAGAGCUCAGGCAUUCUUGAAAGAUGGGACAAUGGGACAAUCUCAACUUUUUUCCCACAAAUAUUUGUCUUAAUAUUAACAAAAGUUGAAAUCUAUAUUUUGAUAGACCAAAGUACCAGCUAUCACACCAUGUAAAGGAAGAAGCAACUUCCAAACUUAUUUUUGUUUUGUUUUAUAUUACUCCCGAGUGGUGCAGCGGUCUAAGGCACUGCAUCUCAGUGCUAGAGGCGUCACUACAGACCCUGGUUCGAUUCCAGGCUGUAUCACAACUGGCCGUGAU